AUGAGUAAGGAUGAAAUGAUUCCAGAGCCAUCCUCGGUGAAUAACAAUACAAAUACGACCGCCAGUAUUAGUACACCUGUUAAGAAAUCAAAGGUAAACAAUAACAACAACAACAAUAGCAAUGGUAGUAAUGGUAGUAAUGGUAGUCAUCCAACACCAACAUCAACAUCAACAACUACAACAACUACUUCUACAACAUCAUCAUCAUCAUCGGAUACAAUGCAAGUAGAUGAUCCAACCGGUGUAAACUCACCACUCGAUACUCUGAGAGGAUUCGAAGAGAUUGGUGAGGGUGUCAUCCGUAGGAACACCGAUGGUCAAGUCGACUUCUUGGCCACCGUCAAUCGUAUGACAAAGUAUACACAUCAGUUCAUCAAACAUACACCGCAAUAUCACUAUGAGUUGCUCUCACAGAUUCUAAAGUGUGACGUUCAGCUAAAGCUGGAGAAUCUUCAAUUGUUUGGUGAUCUCUACGUUAGAAACUGUCUGUCGAUUCUUCUCUCGAAUUACUUUAACGAAGCGAACAAGCUUGGUUGUGAAUACCGUGAGAUCGGAGGAUUCGUAGUGGUAAUGGAUCCAAAGUGUCCCGAGAAUCAAACGCAACUCUCUGGCACCGUACUGACUGCACUCCAUCUGAAAAACAAAUUCAUCAUCUAUGUUGCACCCGGUGAACUAUCAUUACUUCAAGUAGUACAAGGUGAUAUUUCGACUUGCUAUGAAAGAGCAAGAAAGCAUGCAUCUGAUUUACAUAUGGUAUACAUUGACUUGAAGUUCAGUUUGCAUUAUUCGAUGAUCGGUGCUGCUACUCUUGCCGAGGAGAUUAUGGAGAAGAGUGAAGAUCGUGAAACAAUAGUCAUUCCACUACGUCUUUAUACGGUGGGUUGGAGUUAUGUAUCUGGUCUAUCUCUAUACUUAAAGAUGAUCAAACCACAAAUGAAAGUAAUUGUUUGUCAAAUGACUGAAGAUCUUUAUGGAAUGGAUGGUGAAGGUAAAGAAUUCAAUAGACAAUCAUUAUUCCCAGAUAGAAUUGAAAUAGGUUGGUUGGCUUUGAUUCAUGAUAAAUCAGAUUUGACCAAUGUGUUUGAUGCUUUCGAUGCAAGAGAUCAAGGUAAAUUCACGCCAGACGAUGUUAUCACGAUGUUGGUGUCGAUGGGUGGUGAUGCAUCACGUAAUCCAUGUCGACCAUCGAAAUCAUCAUUCAGUCAAACAGAAUUUGUAAACGAAGUUAUCACCCAAACGCUAUCUGGCAUGAAUACAAAAGAAAAGAUAUCACAACAAUUCCUCAAACAAUUCUCUUUAGAGAAUCUUAAAGAAAAGAAGUUAGUUGAUCAAGUCGUACCAGUAACAGAGGAUCAAGCAGCCAUUGCUUUUAUAAAGUGUUUGGAAUACACACAUACUAUGACCAAUGGAAAGGGUUCGAUUGCACUCGGUGGUAUGUUCUCUGGAAACAUAAAGUUGAAACAAAAUGAAAAGAUUGUGGUGUUGCUGUCCGGUGGUUUUGUCGAUGUAAUCGAUUUCCAAACGAUUCUAAACUAUGGUUUGGAUUUGGCUGGACAGACUUUCGAGGUGGAGUUGGAUCUCCCUGAUAAUACCAAUGCACUCUCAAAGGUGCUGAAUGUAAUCGGUUCAAACAAUGUAUCGGUACACGAAAUCAAUAUGGAUCGUUCAUGUGAGUCACUCAAGCAAUAUCACGUGAGAGUGUUGAUUCAGUGUAACUCGCGUAACUUCCAGCAACAACAGUCUUGUCUGGAGGUGUUGGAUGCACAGGGAUUCAAGAAUCUCAAAAAGAUUGCUGCUCCCAACAGAGAACUGACUAUACUCUCACCGACUAUGCCUCAAACCAUCAUCUCACCGAACGAUAGUAAAGCACCAAUGAUUCUCGGUUCGCCAAAUGGCGCCACUCAACAACAAUCGUCGUCACCCGGCAUCAGUAUUCCACCGUCGAUUCCAUCGGUAAACACCCCACCUCUAAAGAGAAGCAUCACCGACAUCAGCAUUGAAUCGAUUCGUGAGGCACAACAGAGAAUCAAACAUAUAAUGUCACCCACUCCCAUCUAUCACUCGACGACCUAUUCGAAAUUGUGUGGAUGUCAAGUUACUCUGAUGCUAGAGAAUAUUCAAAAGACUGGAUCCUUCAAGAUUAGAGGAUCAUCAAACAUGGUUUUGCGUGCCAUUGAGCAGAGUUCGUAUAAACCAGUCGGUUUGGUGGCUGCAUCUGCCGGUAACCAUGCACAGGGUGUCGCUUUGAUCUCUGCCAAAGUCGGUCUGCCAUGCACCAUUGUGUGUCCAGAGUAUGCACCUGACUCAAAGUUGUCACACACCAAACAAUACGGUGCUGAAGUCAUCAAGAAGGGUAAAUCGCUGGAGGAUGCCGUCAACACUGCAGAGAUGAUUUGUAAAGAGAGAAACUGGACAUUGGUACGUCCAUACAACGAUGUCGAUGUUAUCGAAGGACAAGGUACAAUGGGUUGUGAUAUCUAUGACAAGGUUCCCGAUGUCGAUACCGUCAUUGUCAAUGUUGGCGGUGGUGGUAUGAUUGCCGGUAUCGCUCUGUUCCUCAAGAAGAUCAAUCCAAACAUCAGAAUCAUUGGUGUCCAAUCUCAGAAUGUAUCGCCACUCGCCGAUUUCAAACAGACCAAUCAACUUCGUUACAUUGAACCAGCGGUACUUUCACUGGCAGAUGGAACCAACGUCAAGAUGCCAGGUGGUGUCCACACCCAAGUUCUUCACGACCUCGUCGAUGAAUACGUAACGGUGAGUGAGAAUGAAAUUGCCUCGACCAUUGUGCAUUUGAUGUAUAACAGUAGAACUGUGUCUGAGGGUGCCGGAUGUCUUGGACUGGCAGCACUCAUUCACCACAAAAUCAAGGUGAGAAAGGACGAGCGUGUCGUAGUCAUCAUCUGUGGUGGAAACAUCGAUAUGUCCACUCUCAGACAGGUCUACGAGUAUGGUCUACGUUCACUCGGUCGUAGCUUCACAAUCCACUUGACCACCUGGGACUACCCAGGAAAUCUUCACAAGAUCAUCUCGCUGGCGGCAAGAGCUGAACUCAAAGUCAGUGAAAUCAGACACAUCAGAGGAACCGGUGAUAUCAACUGGAAUGAAGUAACCAUUUCACUCUCUUUCUACAGUAACUCAUUCCAUCAUCAAAACUUUUUCCUCUCACUCUUGGUCGAUGUUGGAUUGUUCCCAACCGUUAUAGGUAGAAGAUAUAUUAAAGAUCAUGAAUUGGUCUAUCAAAUUUAUGAUAAAUCUGUCAUUGCAAAAGAGAAUCAACUCAAAGAAACAUUUUCAGAGAGACAAAAAGCAUUUUUGGAAAUGUAUGGUAAACAAGCCAAUACUUCAACUUUAAUGUAA
Heterostelium album PN500 is the source of this 3357-nucleotide messenger RNA. Its product is annotated as threonine ammonia-lyase. The record is from RefSeq and is a predicted model, not a curated record. Gene Ontology annotation, biological process: L-serine catabolic process; L-threonine catabolic process. The coding region runs from base 1 to 3357 and encodes 1118 amino acids. NCBI's taxonomy places the organism in Eukaryota, Evosea, Eumycetozoa, Acytosteliales, Acytosteliaceae. Gene Ontology annotation, molecular function: L-serine ammonia-lyase activity; calcium ion binding; threonine deaminase activity. The transcript has 5 exons.